UUUUGAAGGAACCGGAAACGUCUUUCUAAAGGACCGUACUUGUACCUCACCUGCCUCAGGUCUCCGCUGCGACAGGGGCCCGGAUAUAUAUUUUAAAAAAAGAACAGGAAAAGUAGGAAGAUCCCAUGCCUGGUGAACUUACCUAACAUCGCGGCGGGGGGGGUGUGGAGGGGACUCGUUAAACAUGGCGGCGACAGGGGACGUCUUCGUCAAUAGAUAACCGCGUCCGAGCAGCGGAAGUAACAGAGCGGACGGUUCGCUCCGACGCGGUUGUCGAUUCAUCGUGUCGUGCGGGGGGCGCAGAGGAGACCCACUUUGAGUUUUAAAGAGUUAGAAACACAUCCGAGGAGGACACGUCAACCACGCGGUUGUCCCUUGUGUCGUCAUGACCGCCUCUCAUUUACACCCGCCAGGUGCCAUGAGCGGCGAGCUGAACGUGCCGAUGGGUUCCCCGGCGCCGGGGGGCUCUGAGCGCUGCCCGGAUGGCGGGGGCAUGGACUACAGGGACUGGGUGCGGCGCAGCUACCUGGAGCUGGUGAGCUCCAACCACCACUCGGUGCAGGCGCUGUCCUGGAGGAAGCUCUACCUGAGCCGGGCCAAGCUGAAGGCCUCCAGUCGGACCUCCGCGCUGCUCUCUGGCUUUGCAAUGGUGGCCAUGGUGGAGGUGGAGCUGGAGAUGCAGUACCAAUACCCUCCUGCGCUGCUCAUCGCCUUCAGCGUGUGCACCACCGUGCUGGUGGCGGUGCACCUCUUCGCCCUGCUGAUCAGCACCUGCAUCCUCCCCAACGUGGAGGCCGUCAGCAACAUCCACAACCUCAACUCGGUCAGCGAGUCGCCGCACGAGCGCAUGCACCACUACAUCGAGCUGGCCUGGGGCUUCUCCACGGCGCUGGGCAUCCUGCUGUUUUUGGUCGAGGUGAUGCUCCUCUGCUGGAUGAAGUUCCUGCCCGUGGACUCCGGCGGGCCCCAGAGGGGGACGGCCUGCUGCCCCCCGGGGGGCGACGCCAACGCCACCGGACCCGCGGAGGCGCCGGCGCGCCACAGCGGCUGGAACGCGGCGCUGGCCUCCACCAUCAUCAUGGCCCCGGUGGCGGUGAUCUUCGUGGUGUUCACCAUUCACUUCUACCGCUCCCUGGUGCGCCACAAGACGGAGCGCCACCACCAGGAGAUCGAGGAACUGCACAAGAUCAAGAUCCAGCUCGACGGCCACGAAAGAGGCCUCAUGACCGUGUGAGGGCGGCGGCUUUAAGGACUCCCCCCUCCUCGACCACCCCCUCCCCAAACCGCCCCCCCGUGACUCAGAUCUCUUCUCUGACAUUCGCUCGGAUUCAGCUUUAAAAGCGCCUCACUUUUGUCGCGCAGCGUCAGACUGCUAAUUUAUUCUCUGGGUUAAGACGCGUUCAGACCCUGUCUGUUUUUUAAAAACAUUUUUUUUUUUUUUUUAGAUCUGUUACAUCCGUUAUAGUCCAGGAUUAAUGUAAAAGGUUUGCAGAAAAAAAGGGCUAUAAUGUUCUGAGUGCCAUGUCUGUGUUUCACACAGCCAGUUACAUUUUGAGGAGUGGUUUCUUUAAAGCGCCUCUGGUUGAAUAUUUUAUCUGCCGACACGACGCGUCAGCAAAGAAGGGGGCAUCUCUCCAAACGCCAAACCAUGUGACCUGUGUGAUGGCCGGGUCUCUCUGUCGGCUCAUUUCUUUGAGUCGUGAAGAGCAGAGUCGCUCAUCAUCUUUCUAAAGUCUUAAAAUGUUAUUUUACAUUCUUGUAAAAUUGUUAGGGCCAAAUGCCUCAACCUUUUUCUCCUUCAGAUUUUAUCAUCUGACGAAGACUCGUUAAUAUGAAUGUGUCAAGUGUCCAAAUAUAGUUUUGCCUUACAGAAUCGUUGCCUAUUUUGUACUUCUUCUUUGCUAGAGGUCAUAACGCUGACCUUCCCCUCCACUUUAGGCGGUCAUUAAAGAGACAUUUCUUUUUUUUUCUUCUUUUUUUUUUUUUUAAUAACGGGUUCCGAUUGUGUUACUGUUUUUGGAGAAUAAGAAACCUGUUAUCACAUUCCACAUGAGAUGACCAAAGUGCUGCUCGCUUUGAGGCAGAAGAGCACGUGUAGUUGAGCUUCUGGUCUCGUCUCUGCUUCCGCUCAAAGGAACACGUGUGUUGGGAGGAUGAAAUUCACAGCCCGUAAUAAAGAACGUGUUAACGUU
Messenger RNA from Pungitius pungitius (ninespine stickleback), 2192 nucleotides. RefSeq names its product ORAI calcium release-activated calcium modulator 2 (gene orai2). Bases 386 to 1234 code for a protein of 282 amino acids. Gene Ontology annotation, biological process: store-operated calcium entry. Gene Ontology annotation, molecular function: store-operated calcium channel activity. Gene Ontology annotation, cellular component: membrane. The record is from RefSeq and is a predicted model, not a curated record. The transcript has 3 exons. Lineage: Eukaryota; Metazoa; Chordata; Actinopteri; Perciformes; Gasterosteidae.